AUGCAGCGUCAGCACCACUACCAGCCACAGCAGCCACAUCUGCCCACCACCAACACACCACUCCGCCAGGCUCAACCUCACACUCCGCUUCCCUCGGCCACCAUCCACCACCACUCGGCAGCUCUACCCUCCUCCUCUCCACCGCACAGCCUUGCCCUCGCACUCCCCCUCCCGCAACCAGCCUAUCGCUCUCUCCCUUCAUCCUCCUCCACCUCUCCCCCACUCUCAAAUCCCAAACCAUCAAAUCCUCGUCGCCUCCCCUCGUCUUCCUCCACCGCCUGCUCCCCUCCUCCCCGCCCUCGAAUACGCAAACGCUGGCUCCCAGCUCCCUCACCACCUCCUCCACCCCCACCCGUACCCGCUUCAGCAGCCACAGGCAGCCGCCUGGUCCUUCCCGCACUCUUUGAGACCAGGCAAGGCGCCGAACUUUGGGCCAGGGUGUACAUUGGUGGAGAAGAGCGGGACCUGGCCACUAGGUUGGCCAUUGUGCAUAGGCCCAGGGCGGGGGCAAUUACCAAAGGAGCGACAGAGGAAGAGGCAGCCCAGGUACCACAGACGACUCUCACUAGUAGUGGUGGCAGAGGGAAAGCAAAGGCUUCCGCUCGCAAAAGGGACCCUGAUAAGCCCUGGCUAGUACGAGCAGGGGACAAUAAUCGUCCAGGAGAUCUUGUACUGCAAUGCACCUCGCACAAAUGCACAGGAUGUAAAUGGAAGCUCGUCAUCUCUCAACAUCUCAAGGACGCAGAGGUUGCCAGUCUCUUCCCUACGACCUCGGCCCAAGCAACCGCAACAAUCGCAGCAUCCGCCUCAGCUCCCUCGUCUUCUUCUGGGCCCUCCUCCUCCUCCUCCUCUUCCUCACCCUACUACUACUCCCUCUCCAAUCCCAUUCAAUCUCACUCCCUCUUGUGCAUCCGUGGGCCACUCUAUGCUCAAUUCUUACCAAAGUUCAGAAGCUGGCUGGCCGCACAAGAGACACCAGCUUCUUCGGCAAAAGAGGAAAAGGCCUGGUUGAAGAAUUUUGCGGCAAGGUGGUGUAAAGAGGAGAGGAAAAGGAGAGAGAGGGAGGGCGAGGGUAGAGGGGAGGACAUGGACAUGCACACAGCUGAGCCUCAGGAAGCUCUUGGACAACAAGAAGGAGAUCAACUGGAAGACGAAGACGCAAGCUUUUCGGACUACCAGCUUCCCCUGCAAGAGGAUCAGGAUCACAACGACCAACACGACGAGAAUGACGAUUGCGACUUCUUUGCAGAUUUGGAUGUCGAUGAGCCGCUGCCGAUGGCGAAUGCGAACGGGGGCAGUGACUCCGAUCGUGGACAAGCAGGCCACCUGGCUUCUUCUAGAGCCCUGUCGGAUCACAGGGAAGAAAGCAUCGACGACUUCACCUCUGCCUCUUCGGACCUCACGGGCGCAUCGCACAAGCACUCCACAUCUCCGCAUGCGGCACAGAACCUCGAUGAAGACCUCACGGAGGCCACCCCUACCAGUCUCGGCCUCGGCCGCUCAAGAGCGCGAGACACUUGGUCCGCCGCGGCAACAUCGACCUCUCCUCCCUGCUCUGAUGCUUAUGCUCCUGCGCUGCCUGCUGCCACCACAUCAAGGGCAAGAUCGAUAUCAACAUCGGUAUCAACAUCAUCAUCGACCUCACUCUCUACCUCGAGGUUCACAGGCCCGAUGUCCACUUCUGCAAUUUCUCCAUCAACUUCAAUACGGACAUCCUACUCAUUGUCGUCGUCAACAAGUGCGACUGGGGCAGGCAGAGGCAAAGACCAAAGCACAGCUAGCUGUCCCUCCACCCGACGUCGCUCCCCUACACCGAUUCCCAUUAUCCCUCUUCCUCUUCCUACGUAUCCUGCUCGGACUCUUCCUGCUCCUUCUCCGCCCCCUGGCGAGUCAGAACCACAAACGCUUCGCUUCUGGUGGGCCUCGGAGCCAAGCAAGACUCUCUGCGCCGCUCUUGAGCCACACGUCCCAGGCGUGACUGAGUGGGUGCGGGAAAGAAUGCAAGUGCAGUACCAUUCCCGGAUGCGAGGGAGUGUGCAAGGAGGUGGAGGUCGAGGUGAAAGUACAAGCUCGGAACGGGGAAAGGACAAGGCACUGUUGAGAAGGUGUGAGAGUGCUGGGUGGGCUCAAAGAGGUGAAACGCACAGGAGGGACACUGGAAUUGCUAGAUCAGAUGUGCUCGAUCUGCUUGGACUGGUGCGCACUGUGGAUGAGCUGAUGACACGAUCCCCUUGGGCGUUGCGCUCGGCAGAGGGCACUGAGGCUCUAUGUGAGGGCGAGAGGGUGAGAGAGAGAAGAGAAGCGGCUACUGCUGCUACUGGGACCUCGACGUUCAGCUCUACCUUUUUCACUGGGCCUGCACCCGCAACUUGGACGUCCUCUUCCACCACACCAUCCGCUACUCUCGAGCCUACGCCAGGCACUUCAGUCGCAGCCCUCAAGUCUCUACCGCACCUACCAAGUAUCAUCAUCCACGUGCCCAGCGUCGGGGAAGCGCCUUCCUUCUCUUCUGACUCUUCCUCGUCGAGCUCAUCGGGAACUUCAACGAGCGAAGAUGAGAGUGACAGCGAGAGUCGCAGCAAUGGCACCACCGAAGACGCCGAAGGAUUCAGCUCAGCUGGAAGCGCCAUCUCUUCCGCUUCAAGUACAGCAACUGCUACUGCUAGAGGCUCAGCUGCAGGCAACUCUGCCUCCCUCUGGCCGCAGGGAGUGCUGCUGAUAUGGCCCUCGCCGAAGGAGUCAAGAGUCCAGUCUUCUUGGGAGUUCCUAAAACGAAUGGGACGCAAGGAGAAGGGCAAAGGAAAAGAGAAGGACAUGGCGCAGAAGUCAAAAAAGCAAAGUAGGACCUCAAGGUCCGAGGAGCAUCUUGCUGCAAAUACGAAGGCGACAACCAGAGAGGCGCCUCUUGACGCGCAGGAGAGAGCUUCUGCUGCUCCCUCAAGCUCUACCGCCAGCCCGAGUACCGCCACUUCAUCUCUCCCAUCCUCUUCGUCUCCCGUGAGACCGCAGGAGCAAGCGUCAGAGGAUCUUCCCGCCACUCCACCAAGCGUACUCGUCUUCAGCAGCAAGCUCCUCUUCUUCUAUCCAAGUCUGGAGUCGCUUCAACUAAGACAUGGGCUGCUCUUACCCGUCGGGGAUGGGAAUGGACCCGAAGAGGAGAAGGAGAGGGAGAAGCGUCGAAAGCGAGGACAAGAAGCAGAGCCGGAUAAACAGCAGGAGCGGAGCUGGGGAUCUUGGACGGUGGAGAACAGACAGGGACAGCAAGAGGCGGCGUUGGUGCAGAAGUCGAUGCUUCCAACGGUUGGGUUGGCUUCGUCUGGAGGAAGUGGGGAGGAACCAUCACCACCGUUCUACCCGAUCACGACUCCUGCUGCGACUAUUAGAGCCGCUGCAGCCGCGACGUCGGACUCGAUCUCGACUUUGACCUCUAACACAAAGUUCUCAUCCAGUGAUGGUCCGCAGGUAGCAGCAACUAGAGCAUUUACCGAGCAAAGCCAUGCCCAAAGCCAAGCUCGAGCUCGAGCAGAAGCGACAGGUCAAGCCUUUGACUCCCUUCAAGCACCAAAAGCGAGCACGGUGACGAGGACGAGUAGGCGUUCACAGCCAAGGUCAAGAUUGAGGUCGAGGGCAGAGUCAGGACCGAAGCCAGUGACGCCCAGUAUAGCACAGCUGCACGCACUCGUGCCGUGCACACUCGCCGAGCUGAAGGAACGACUAUCACCCUCUGGCCUCCCUUCUCAGAAGUACGAACGAUCUACUUCAGCAGCAGCUGCCCCUCGUUCAGCGGCGCGCAACCUUGACCGGGCCCCCUUCUCCCACUGUCUCCAUUGCUGGGAACCGAGCGCUUCCUCGCUCCGACGAUUACUCGAGGAGAUGCCUGAGUUGCGGAGUGCGUGGGGAGUGAGCGUGGGAGGGUGGGAAGUACAAAGGGAUGCAGACGCACACCAGGACGAAGCAGAGGCUAGGGAGCCGGGAGGGGAGAGUACGACAAAAGGAGGGGAGAGGGGAGGCAGGAAGAGAAGGAAAGAGAUGCAUCGUGCUGGGUUUGGGAUGAGGAGAAGGAAGAAGAGACGCCUGGGUGGGUGAGAGAAAGGAGGCGGGAGGAGUUGGGGACGUUGACAAUGGGCGGUGACGGAUGUUCGAUGUCGACGACUGGGAUAAGAGGAGAGCGGGGCUGCGUUGCGCUGGCUGUAGAGAAGGUGG
Microstroma glucosiphilum is the source of this 4203-nucleotide messenger RNA. RefSeq lists its product as hypothetical. The transcript has 2 exons. The record is from RefSeq and is a predicted model, not a curated record. Bases 1 to 4086 code for a protein of 1361 amino acids. Lineage: Eukaryota; Fungi; Basidiomycota; Exobasidiomycetes; Microstromatales; Microstromataceae.